AAUGAAAAUGUCAUCUGCUGCUUGCUUGUGUUAUUGUAUUUUUUAGUUUUUAAACAAUAAAUUUUAGGUUUAAGUAAAUAACAAUGGUAGUGAACGCUCCAGACUCGCCUGUACAGGCUGAAGUGAUAUUCGUAAUUGAGGCUACGGCUGCUAAUAGCGCGUAUAUAGGAGAACUGAAGACAAAUUACAUAGUCCCCACAUUAGAAUAUUUCCAUGGAGGUCCAUUGGAGGAAGGAGGUGGGAGUGGGUCAGUGUAUGCCAUAGUUACAUACAAAGCUGCUGACUGCCACCCUGGAGUUCCUGUCGCCACCUUCGGACCCUACACAAGUCCACAAUCAGUUGUGGAGACUGUUGAUAAAAUACAAUACAUAGGUGGUCACGCAGAGAGUCGAGCAUGCGUCACAGAAGCACUCACAGCGGCUCUCGCUUGUUUUGAUGAGCUUGGCAGGACAGACAUACCAAUACAUGUGCUGUUGUUAUGCUGUUCACCUCCUUACUCGGCGUAUGCUGGGGGACUGGUUCCUGCUGAGUUUUUCUGUCUCUCAGGAGCCCCAGCGACCGUAGAGCAAGCGGCACGAUUACUAGGCGAGCGCGGGGCGCAGGUGUCGGUGGCUGCAGCCCGAAGAGUGCCCGCAUUACACGCGCUAUACGAACACGCGGGGGGAGAGCUGCAUCAGGCGCAACAAAGGAACUAUGCUAAGGACCCGCGACACUUGGUGCUACUCCGCGGGUACAGCCUGAAGGAGCGGCCGCCGAGCCCCGCGCCGCCGCCCGUGCCCGACAUACAAGCUGAUGUCUACGGACAGGGUCGCGGCACCGCCGUGCCGGCGCGGCCCGGGGCGCAGACGUUCCCGCGGCCCGGCGUCGCCGCUACUGCCGGCGUGGGGCCCGUCGGCAGUGUGGCUGGGGUACCCGGAGUCGCUGGCGUCGGUAAUGCAGCAUGUGGUCGCGGUGCCGGUAACUGGCUGGCCCCGCCUCGGGCCCCUCUCUACGCGAACAACUCUGCGCUUCUCACUCAACUAGCACAGCCGUCCUACCCGCCGCCGCCGCCACCGCCCGCUCACGCCGCACAGCGUAUGCCGUCGAUGGUGACUCCUGGACCUUCAGGGGCUCAGCUGCAGCGCUCGUACAUCUGGAGCGGCGUCAUCGAGUGGAUGGAGAAGGGCAAGCAGCCCGGAGACCAGCAGAAGACUACCAAGCACCUGCCUUGUCAGGUAUCAGCCAGCACAAAGGACAUAGAGCCGGAACUCAAGGUGGACACCUGGCCGAACAAGUUGCUGAUGCAGCUGAUGCCCAAGCAGCUGAUCAGCAACAUCGGCGGACAGUACCUGAAGGACAGCAAGUCUGUGCUGUUUCAUUUGCAGCCCAGUGAAGCGUUGGAUUCACUGACUAAAGUCAUGGUUAAUGGGUUUGCUGGUUGCGUUCACUUCUCCCCGAUGCCGACGCCGCCGCAGUGCGAUAUCAAAGUGCUCAUACUUCUCUACACGCCCGACAAGAAGGCUUAUCUUGGGUUUAUACCGAAUAAUCAGGCUACUUUUGUGGAUCGGUUGAGGAAGGUGAUUCAACAGCAGAAGAUCAGCCAGAUCAUCAGCAAACAGCAGCUACCGGCUGCCGUCAGUAACGCGGGCGGCAUGGCGCAGAAUAUGCCUAAUGCGACGAUGGCUGGUUCAAGCGCCAUGUCCAACGCUGGUAUGACAUCAGGCGGGCUAGGCGCUGGGAUGGCGGGCGGCAUGCAGCCAGUGGGCAACGUGGGUAGUGUGGGCAACGUGGGCAAUGUGGGCAACGUGGGGCAGAUGCCCGGCCCCGGCCCCAGCCAGGGCAUGGUGCAGUCGCAGAUGCAGCAGCAUCAGCAGGGCAUGAUGAUAGGCGGUUCAAUCCAACAGCAAGUACAACAAGUGGGCAGCAAGGGACCCCGCCCGGUCACACAACUAGACGGACUCGAAGCCGCCCGACAACAGAACCUAGAGAAAAUACAACAUCUACAGCAAACGUUGGAAGCCGCCCACCAACAGGAAGCACAAUUCAAGUCGCAGAUGGACAUAAUGUCACACUUGCAUGCCGCCCAACAACAGGAACAGCACUAUAAACAACUCGAGGAGCAACAACGCAAACACCAGCUACAGCAACAGUUGCAGCAACAGAUCAGAGGAGCUCAGGGUGCCACACACCCGCCUCGCAUCAUGCGUCCGCUGUUGCCGUCCAACCCGGGCUUAAGGCAUCUGCUGCAACAGCAACAGCAGCAGCCGCGCGGCGCUCGGCCUCACAUGUGAGCGACUGGACUCACGCACUUAGUCGCACAACAGCCGCAGUACAGGCCCGGGGGCGGAGCACCGCGGCCAGCGUCGCAGCCCCAACAGUUUGAUGACGUCAACAAUUACUCCGAUUUUAUUUAGGCUUAAUUAGUAAAUUUUUGGAUGAUUAAAAGCAUUGAUUUGUAAUGUGGAACGUCAAAUUUGUGAAUUUAGGUACCAAUAUUAUGUGAAAAUAAUUGAAAACUUUUUUUUUACCAAAAAAAGGGGUAAAAAUAGAUAAUGGAUCAUAAAUAAUUGUUGAUAAAAUACUGAGGUAUACUGAGGAUGUGUAUCUAUGAAGUCUGUUCCCAAUAGUGAAUAUGAAUGUUUAUACAAAAUAGUAACUAAGGAAUAAAUGAGUUUUUACAUA
This is a messenger RNA of Helicoverpa zea (corn earworm), 2661 nucleotides long. Its product is annotated as mediator of RNA polymerase II transcription subunit 25-like. The record is from RefSeq and is a predicted model, not a curated record. Gene Ontology annotation, biological process: positive regulation of transcription by RNA polymerase II. Bases 84 to 2270 code for a protein of 728 amino acids. NCBI's taxonomy places the organism in Eukaryota, Metazoa, Arthropoda, Insecta, Lepidoptera, Noctuidae. The transcript is spliced from 16 exons. Gene Ontology annotation, cellular component: mediator complex; transcription regulator complex.